Molecule: messenger RNA, 1719 nt
Organism: Notolabrus celidotus (New Zealand spotty)
Lineage: Eukaryota; Metazoa; Chordata; Actinopteri; Labriformes; Labridae
Gene: mest
Product: mesoderm specific transcript
Exons: 12
Coding region: 253-1233 (326 amino acids)
Molecular function (GO): catalytic activity
Source: RefSeq, a predicted model, not a curated record
UACUAGUGUUCUUUGAGCAUUUCCAUCAAACCUUAGCUGACAUCUUUGUUCAAAUAAUCAAAUAAGAUGAACCUUGUGAGAACAAAAAACAGGAGGAGAGUGAGACGUCUUCAGUUUUUCUUCUUCUUUGCUGACCGUUACUGUUUUCCGCUCCACAGGAAUGUAAUGGAACCUAAACACCGGGCGAAGGUCUGUUAGUGAUAGGUUGAAGCAUAUCUUCAGGAAUGAGACAUCCACACCGCUGAGCUGAAAAUGAGAGAGUGGUGGAUUCACGUGGGUCUGAUCUGCGUCCCACUGGUGGCUGUGUACCUAAACAUCCCGCCCCCUCAGCUGUCACCUGCCCUGCAGAAGUGGCACAGCGCCGGGGAGUUCUUUGAGUUCAGAGGCAGGGAGAUCUUCUACAGAGAUUCUUAUGGAGCUCUGGGAACCUCUGAUGUGGUCAUUCUGCUCCAUGGCUUCCCCACGUCCAGCUUCGACUGGAACAAGAUCUGGGAGCCUCUCGCCCAGCGCUUCCAUCGGGUUGUUGCACUCGACUUCCUUGGUUUUGGCUUCAGUGAAAAGCCUCGACCCCACAGGUAUUCCAUCUUCGAGCAGGCCAGUGUGGUGGAAGCUCUGGUGGCUCACUUGGGUCUGAUCAACCAGCGAGUGAAUGUGAUUUCCCACGACUAUGGGGACACUGUGGCGCUGGAGCUGCUCUACAGGAGCCACCAAAACCGCACAGGUCACCUGACCUUCAAUAGCCUGUGUCUGUCCAAUGGAGGAUUGUUCCCAGAAACACAUCACCCCCGGCUGCUGCAGACACUUCUAAAGGACUCAAGUUUUCUGGCUCCAGUUCUGACCCGACUGACCAACUAUCUAAUCUUCCAGAAGGGGAUUGGAGACGUGUUUGGUCCGUACACACAGCCCACAGACACUGAGUUCUGGGACAUGUGGACUGGUUUACGCUACAAUGAUGGCAACUUAGUUAUGGACAGUAUUCUGCAGUACAUCAACCAGAGAUUAAAACACAGAGACAGAUGGGUCGGCGUGCUUACGUCCACCUUUGUCCCACUGCACAUGAUCUACGGACCCUUGGACCCGGUCAACCCUCACCCUCAGUUCAUCCGUCUGUACCAGAAGCUGGUCCAGAGGUCAACAUUCACCGUGUUAGACGAACACAUCAGUCACUACCCUCAGCUGGAAGAUCCCACUGGCUUCCUUAACGCAUAUUUCAACUUCAUCCACUCUUUCUGAAGGGGGACACCAAACAGCAACACCUGUUUUCAAGGAUGAAUUCAGGAGCUGUUUGGCACUUCUGAAACACUUCAGAGUGAUUGAUGACCUUUUCCUGAUGAUGUCAGCUGGAGAAGCUGCGUCAGUUUGAGGUUGAAUCGCGAGCAAGCGUCUAAUUUACCAGCAUUAACAGCUCAAAUGUCAAUUACUGACAUUUGAAGGCUUCAAGUAUGAGCUAAAGACAUUAAUUUAACUUAAUGCUACUAACUAACUGAUCUGAUGGAGGCAGUGUUGAUUUAAGAACCCUCAGAGGAAGCAUGAUACUUCAACUUGUGUGAUUGUUGAACCUAAAUGUGUGUUGAUCUCCUCCAUGUUCUGUCUUGUCCUGCAAUCAGCUGCACUCUGAAUGACUUUUGAUAUGAUUUUCUACAUUUCUCUUGAUGUCAAUGAAAACCUUAAUGUCAACUUUUCUUCAAAUAAAACUAGUUUUGUAAAAAAAAAGAAGAA